Molecule: messenger RNA, 885 nt
Organism: Anisakis simplex (herring worm)
Lineage: Eukaryota; Metazoa; Nematoda; Chromadorea; Rhabditida; Anisakidae
Source: the annotation of a GenBank genome assembly
AUGGCUAGUUUUAGUACUUUCCUAACGACGGUCUAUAGACGACUCGAAGAGAUCAACCAUUUCGAGGUUUACGCGAACAAUACUACACAUUCUCUGCAUAAUGACUACGUUCACAAGUUUGUUGCUUUGAUUUUGUGGCGAAUUUCACGAAAAAAGAAGUUUGCGUUACCUUUUGAAAAAAUCGAUGAUCACAUUGGAUCAACACUGGUUUUACAACGUAUUUGGUAUCACUCGAUAAGCAUUUCAAUCGUUUACUUCAUCUUGAUAAAACUCAUUCAACGAUUCAUGCAAAAUCGACCACCGUUCCAAUUGAAAACACCACUUCUCGUAUGGAACGCCUCACUUUCAAUCUUCAGCUUCUUCGGAUUCAUUCGAUUCUUUGAGGAGCUAGUAUAUAGUUAUACUCAAUUAGGACUGUAUCAUUCGCUAUGUUAUACGAUACAUACGAAUGGUGCAGCAGCAUUCUGGUCACUUUUGUUUGCGAUUUCGAAAAUUGUCGAACUCGGUGAUACGUUAUUCAUCGUGUUGAGGAAGAAGCCGCUCAUAUUCUUACACUAUUACCAUCAUGUCGCUGUUCUCAUUCUAACGGCACACUCUGGAGCUGAACACGCAGCAUCAGGACGUUUCUUUGUCUGCAUGAAUUUCUUUGUGCAUUUCAUUAUGUACGCUUAUUAUGCCUGUACUGCAUAUGGCGUCCGACCUUCAAGAUCUAUAGCAAUGUCGCUCACCACCUUACAAAUAAUUCAGAUGAUCGGUGGUGUUACUGUCACAUCGCUCGUUUAUAAUAUUAAAACUCGCACUGAUCUUCCGUAUGUUCUCUUGUUUGAUCCAUUGUCAGCAAAUAGAUUCUGUCAUAUCGUAAUUGCAGAAGCUGUUGAGCUGUAA